AUGAAUUGCAGACUCUCAACGAUCAUAGAGUCGUCACUAGUUGAAACUCUUACAGGCCUCUACGUGGAUCUCAAGGAUGAGGCGAAAAAGGAAUGCCAAUUCGCCAUCCGCUCAGGAGGGCAAACCGCUUGGGCGGGCGCUGCUAAUAUUGAAGGCGGUGUAACUCUUGAUCUAAGAAAGCUGAACACAGUCAAAGUGAAUUCAGCUACGGCGACCGUGUCACUUGGCGCAGGCGGUACAUGGGACCUGGUUUACUCCAAGCUGGACCCUAUGUAUCUCAACGUCAAUGGCGGCCGCACGGCCGGCGUGGGCAUUGGGGGCUUGAGUACCGGAGGCGGUAUUUCUUAUUUCGGGACUCGUUAUGGCUGGACAGCAGAUACCGUUCUCAACUUUGAGGUGGUGCUGGCAGAUGGGACUAUUGUUAACGCUAAUGAGAACGAAAAUUCAGAUCUUUUAUGGGCUCUACGGGGCGGUAGCAACAACUUCGGCAUCGUCACCCGCAUUGACAUGCAAACUUUUGAGCAAGAACCUUUUUUGUUUAUUAGGAUCAACGACCCAGUGACAUACGACGAAUUCGCACACCUGACAUUGACCUGGGGUUUCUCCGCUUCUGCUGGCCUUGUUGUUGCAAACCAGCUGGAAUAUACCAAGCCUAUAGAGGAUCCUCCCAUUUUUGCGAAGACAAGGAGCCUGCCCGUAUUGUUUCGUAGAGAUGGUAUCUCCAACGUCACGCAGCUUUCCAAGGACUUGAGGGAUCAGGCGGCGACCAUCAACGCCACAUUCUUCCGCUUCAAUGAAAGCCUCCCAACUAUAGCACGAGUUUCAGGCAUUGUCUCGUCGCCCACCCUGGAGCCCCUCCCACCAGCACUUUAUGCGCGUCACCAGGCCUCCAACUCCCUUGGCUUCGGCCAUAGAGAGAACCUGAACCAGUCGCUAGUCAUCGCCUUAUUGAGCAUCAGCUACACAUUCGCGAAUGAUGACCAGAUCAUCAAGACAUAUGGCCACUCACUCAUGGAUGCAAUCAGCCAAGAUAUGAAGAAGUUGGACGCAUUUGAUCCAUACUUGUCCUUGAACUAUGCGGCACCGUACCAGGAUCCUCUAUCUAGUUACACAGAUGCCAACAUGCGCCGUUUGCGUGAGAUUGCAGCCAAGUGGGACCCUCACGGGACAUUCCAACACCAAGUUCCAGGCGGGUUCAAACUCUUUACUCACCUGAAUCUUCUUUAG
Molecule: messenger RNA, 1227 nt
Organism: Lindgomyces ingoldianus
Lineage: Eukaryota; Fungi; Ascomycota; Dothideomycetes; Pleosporales; Lindgomycetaceae
Product: FAD-binding domain-containing protein
Exons: 4
Coding region: 1-1227 (408 amino acids)
Molecular function (GO): FAD binding
Source: RefSeq, a predicted model, not a curated record